UGAUUAAAAUUGUAAUCGGCUAAUGUAACCGCUGGGAUUUUAAUCCCAGUCGAUGACUUUAGCAAAUUAAAACACGAAAGAAAAAGAAGAAGAAAAACCAACCAACAAACAAGGAAACAGGAAAAUGGCUGGCCAAGGAAUCUUCGUUUUAAUAUCUACACAUUUCAUUAACACAUUUCACACUAUAAUUCAGGGGUUGGAGCACGGUUUUCUUGUUGAACCAAUGGACGCUGAGAAAGUGACGAAGAAUAAAAACGACAGUCAAUGAGGUGAUCAACUAUCUAAACUGGAGUUGAAAAGAAAUGGAAAGCCUAAUGUCAAGACAAUAUACUUUUGUUUUGAUUCGAGAAAAUCUAGCAGUGUUUGGCUUGCAUUGUUAUAGAGCCUCUUACUUAGUGACUUAGUUCCUUUAGAAAAAUGCAGAGCGCGCCCUCUGUACGAGCUUCAACGCAGCCCGAUUGACCUCUGACACCUGCAUAGCAACCGCGAACAAUGAUGCCAACACGCAAAAUACAACAGGGCCUCGGCGUGCAGUCGGUGUGCUUGGUGUUUGUGAGCCGAAACGUCAGUGACAUCCAUCGUGAUCAAGUCUGUUGACUCUGAAUUUAAUCGAGGUUUGCCGAAGUUAAACUGUAAAACGCGUUUGGAAACCCAACUUACUUCUGAAAGAUUAAGAAGGAAUACGUACUGGAAUUUCCUUACGGCGUGCUCGUGAAAUUAGCAGGAACACAAUGUCGCUGCCUUUUUUACCCGGGAAUAGCUUCGAUCGGAAGCUUGGUCAAGAGAAGUUCCACAAGUCCCACCACUUUGACCACUGUAAUCAAGUGGCCAUGUUGGUCGGGGAACACAAACCGGGCAUCGGUGGAGAGAAAUUGCUGGGACAGAAACCCAAGCCACAAAAUAGCAAGAUCCCCCAGGGCCAAGGCAAUGCAGCCCCUGCAUGGGUUGCCUUCGACAGGCAGGUUCUGCGUUUUGAUGCGUAUUUCCAGGAGGCAGUGCACGAGAAACCUGAAGAGCAGUAUCGCAUCCGCAAGUGCAAGGUCUACUUUUAUCUGGAGGAUGACUCCAUCCAGGUCAUUGAACCCCAAGUCAACAAUAGCGGCAUACCACAAGGUACAUUGAUUCGCCGCCAUCGAAUCCCCCUUCCGCCUCCAAACGACGACCAGUUUUACACGAUGGAGCAUUUCAAUGUUGACACAGAGCUGACGCUGUAUGGCCGCACCUUCAAGAUCACUGGCUGUGACCAGUUCACCUACAACUUCCUGCGGAAGGCAGGCAUGCGCAUCAACCCACCAGAAAGCACGCCUGAGGAUCCAUACUCGAAUUACAGGAAAGGGAUGGAUGAGUCGCAGCAGCCGCUUCGCCCCUAUGAGAAGGUGGACACUUUGAAGCAGUUCCUUGACCACGACCGGCAUGUGCUACGCUUCUAUUGCUACUGGGAUGACACCGACAACAUGUUUGGCGACACCCGGGAGAUGAUCUUGCACUACUUCCUGGCCGACGACACGGUGGAGGUCAAGGAGGUCAUCCCGGCCAACUCGGGCCGGGAUGCUGCCCCCAUGUUCCUGCGCCGGGCCCGGCUGCCCAAGAGCGGGCCCGAGCCCUUGCGGCAGCCUGGCGAGAUCACAGGCCGCACCGUUCUCAAUGUGUUUGGGCCCAUGGGUCACGGCGGCCGAUACAUCUUGGACAGUCUGAAGACCGGGGCCGUGCACACUGAAUAUUAUAAGGACAGCGACCUUAAGAUUGGCACAGAAAUAAACAUCUGGGGACGCAAGCUGACGCUCUGUGACUGCGAUGACUUCACCAAAGAGUACUAUCGCUCCAAGUAUGGUGUGGCCCACUUCACCCCGCUGAAUUACAAGGGAGAGCCGGCCCCUGCCAUGAAGCGUGAGUGGCCCCCCUACACCGGCUUCGGCUCAGAGGAGGACUCUCUCUGUUCCUGCAUGGGCCUGCUACCCAAGCCGCCGCGAAGGGACUUCAUCAAAUUCAUGGAGAAAGACAGGCAUGGACUUGACAGCAACGUACUACGCUUUGUUUGUCGCCUGGACACCACCAAGCCCAUUGACAUGGACCGCCGAUUUAUUCUCUCUUAUUUCCUGUCAGAUGACACCAUCGCAGUUUUUGAGCCACCCGUGCGCAACUCUGGGAUCAUCGGUGGCAAGUUCUUGGAGAGGAACCGUAUCAAGAAGCCCAACCAAGAGCGCUUUGGCACUGAGCUGUCAGAGUAUUACCAGGCCAGGGACCUGUACGUGGGCAGUCGGGUCAACUUCCACAACCACAUAUUUAUCUUGAUCAAUGCCGAUGAGUACGCCUUCCGCUACAUGGAAAAGCAGGCCCAGGAGUUCAGUGUUUCCAACAUCAACUCCAUCAUCCAGAAGCUGGGCCAGAUCGCCUCUCAGCACAUGGAACAGAUCAAAGAAUUCUUCAAGAGGAAUGACCCCGAAGGCACUGGCAAACUGGAAUAUGACUUGUUCAGAAACCUAAUGGUACAGCUGGGCGGCUCCUCGCUGGCUGAGCACGAGAUCAUGACGGUGGCGCGUUACUACAGUGACAGUCAGGACAACAAGAUGCCCCUGGAGGGUCUGGUGUCGGUGGCCCAGGAGCAGCUCCGCCGCAGCAACUUUGAGAACUUUGCCCGGCUGGCCGAGGGGCUGCAGUCCUAUGACACGGACCGCUCAGGCUUCGUGGACGCCGAACUGGUGCGCAAGACCUGCCGGGCCUUCCACCUGCCGCUGCCCGACGACUUGGUGCGCGCCUUGCUCUUCAGAAUGGACAAGAACGACGAGGGCAAGGUCAACUACGAGAUGUUUGUCCGCUACCUGAACUGGAGGGACAGCCCUGUCAGCCUGCCCCCCUACCAGCCCCCACCUACCAAGAUCGAUGAGGCCUGGACGGGCCAAGAGAAGCGGGACAGUGUGCUCCGAGUCAACUACACAGCGCUGCUGGGCACACUGUUCCCUGAGCAGUCUUAGAAACGACGCUGCGUUGUGCGCGCAACGUGCACAUCUUUGUCCUAUUCCCAGCAGGCUUGUUUAAGGCGGGUCUCUGAAACACAGUCACUUUACAGUCUCUUCAUGGAUAUAAGUCUUAAGGUGGAUUCGUACUUGAUGUGAAAGUGCACACAAACACUCUAUUGUGAAGUCAUAUCAAAUGUGUGAAUUUGCAAAAGUUAAACGUAUUUCAGACUUCGGUGAAUUUUGCUGCCGGUAUUAAUGAGAUGACACAUUCACUUGGCCUGGCAUUCACCUGAAGUAGGAACCGGCCUUAGGACAGCAGCAUCUUUAAAUUUGGCAUUUUUAGCUUUAAUGUAAGAUGUUGUUACUCAUUAUUUGAUUUACCAUGACUUUGGCCAAAAAGAUGAUGACUUACUUUAACCCUAACCCUCCUCAAUCCUUCACCUGUUGGAGGAUUGAGGAGGGUUAGGGUUAAGCAGUGCACUCAAGGUCUCCAUAAACGUGCAUAAGAGUGUUUAAAUCAAGCAGGCCAGCAUAUAACAGUGAAUUCACAUACAGUGUCACAAAAACACCAAUAUGCAUGUACAUUGUACAUGUACAUUGGCCAUUUUUAACGCAAGGUAUAACAUGUUACAAACUAUCUAUUUUCAUGAACUGUAUUGUAAUAACAUUCAGUGGUGAUUCACACAUUUGAUUCAUGUUUGGUUGAGCCAGGCCAAGAGUUUUUAGACAGCAGAGAAAAUAAUGGUUAGUUUUUCGGUUGGGAAUUCUUUUGACACUACUGUUGGACUCUUGCAAAUUACAGGGUAUUUGAAUACUUUCAAAACACGAAGCACCAGGUUUUACCAACCCUAUUUAAAUAAAUUUUGGUUUACUUAAGAGUUGGCGGACAAAUCACCCAGAAAUAGGUCCUAGCAUGUUGUUUCAUACUCUCAAAUGAAACAGAAACCUAUGUAAAAGUAAAGCCAUACUUCUGAUAAGUCACGACGCCGAAUGUGGGACCCUAUGCGCCAAUGCCAACAAUCUUAUUUGUGAUUUAAUGAAGUUUUUUUACAUCAUCUAAACUGAUACUGUCAGACUGUGUUGUAGAUAUGAGGCCACUGAGUCUUGGAGGUGGCUUGAUUCCAGUUUAGUUUUGUACAUCAAUUUGAUUCAUUUGUAAAUAUUUUAAAGAGAGAUUUUUUGCUGUUGAAAUACGUUUUGAAUAUCUUUUGUUUGGCAAAAUGCCACACGUCAGGACAUGUGCAUGUAAGUUAAAAAGGACUGAUUAGUAAAAGCAAAA
Acanthaster planci (crown-of-thorns starfish) is the source of this 4236-nucleotide messenger RNA. It is a transcript of the gene efhc2, whose product is annotated as EF-hand domain containing 2. Gene Ontology annotation, cellular component: microtubule. The record is from RefSeq and is a predicted model, not a curated record. Gene Ontology annotation, biological process: regulation of neuron projection development. Gene Ontology annotation, molecular function: calcium ion binding. NCBI's taxonomy places the organism in Eukaryota, Metazoa, Echinodermata, Asteroidea, Valvatida, Acanthasteridae.